GCAAAACAAGACGUCUGUGUGCUUUGAGUCGUGUGUGUAAUGGCUUUUGAUAAAAAAUAGCUAUAGUUUACAUGUAUUUGUGAAGUUCCUCUUAAUGCAGAAUUUAUAAUCUAAUUAUGUUUUCUAAAACUGCUGUUUUUUAGUAAUUGAACAUAAGACUGAAGAUGUAUUCGAAGUUUUUAAAAUUUCCUGUGCCUUUAUUUAAAAAUUAUAUGAAGGACUAUGUGAGCUGUAGACUUUUAAAUACUGCGGCAUCGGAGCAUCAAAACAUUAAAAAGUUUAAAUUAAUCAAAAGGCUUGCAUCUACUGUUCUGUUUGGUGGGACGUUUGUUGCUGUUUUAUUUGCCAGGAAACGGAAAACUUCGAAAUCUUUCGAUGAUGCGAAGUUAGUUUCCGCGAAUCCUAAUUAUCACAAGAAUUUUAAACUGUAUGAAUAUAAAGGUUUCAUAUUACCAACGUUUGUAAUGAAGAGUAUGGAUAAUGUGCGGAACUUUAGAUGCAGGGAUGAUGACAUAUUUGUAGUUUCUUUUCCAAAAACAGGUUCUACUUGGCUUCAAGAAAUAGUUUAUUGCAUUCUUAAAGGAUUUGAUGAAUCUGCAUCUAAAAGUAUUGAAGAAAGAUUUCCAUACUUAGAAUUUAUAUAUCCUGGUUUAUCAUUUAUAGAAAAAAUUCCUGAGCAGCGUUUAAUUAAAACUCACUUACCGUAUUCUCUUUUACCUGAAGAUGUUCACAAGAAAAAACCAAAAAUUUUAUAUAUCAUGAGAAACCCAAAAGAUGUUGUAGUUUCUUACUAUCAUUUUGUUCGGAUGAUGACUGUGUCAAAUUAUGUGGGGGACUUUGAAACUUUCCUCCAUGAUUUUCUUGAUGACAAAAUACCCUAUGGUCCAGUCUGGAAGCACUAUUCUGAAAUGUGGGAACACAGAAAUGAUGAAAAUGUUCUCAUAUUAUUUUAUGAGGAUUUUCAGAAGGAUAUUCAUGAAAGCAUUAAAAGAAUUGCUGAAUUUCUUAAUAAGGAUUUGACUGAACAAGAAAUUUUUGCUAUAGCUAAUCAUUGUUCUUUCCAUAACAUGCGUCGCAAUCCAAGUGUGAAUUAUCAACAUUGGGAUGAUUUAGGUAUACGAAAACAAACUGAAGCAAAGUUUAUGAGAAAAGGUGAGGUUGGCGACUGGAAGAAUUAUCUCAAUCCAGAGACAAACCAUAUCAUGGAUUUAUGGAUUAACGAGCAUUUUAAAAAGAUUUCUUCUUUAUUUUUAUAUGAUAUCCGUAAGCCUCUUUAGCAACAGUGUGCAGAAAUUUUAGAAAUUAACUUUCAUAGAAUGAAGUUUAAAAAUAUAGUUCUUGGCAUUUGUAGCACUUUUGCGUUAAAAUUAUUUGAAAUCAUCAUUUAUAAGUAUAGAAAGCAAUCAGAAGGUGUUUAAUGUAUUUGCUAUGCUUACAUGUCAUAUUGUAAAGCAAACUUUUAGGGCCAAAUUUUUGUGUAUAUUACCUAAAAUUAAUUGCAUGCUUAGGUAUAAAGUUCCUCUAUAAAAAUUUUCCGUUUCAUAUGAAUUUUAUAAAUUUAUAAUCAUAAAGAAAUGUAAGCUAGUUUUUUUUUCUGUUUUCAGUCACUGUGUUUGUUCAUCCUCCUAAAUAAUAAUAUGCAUUUUGUAAUGUGGGUCAUACAAAAUAUUUCCAUUAAGUUGCACUUACUUCAAUUUUCUGUAUUGUUUAUUCAUACUUGAAACAUUCGGCAUUAUUUCUUAAGUGCCUCAUUCAUCUAAUAAUAUCAGUAGAAAUGUGAUUUGUGAUGCAUUAUAUAUAAUGUUUGAGACUGUGGGAAUGAAUAGUAAAAGGAUUGUUGUUGGAUUUUGAAUUAUCUUUUUUUCUUUCUUCCGUAAAUGAAGUUUUGUUUUUUAGCUAUUAUGUAAGGAGUGCUUCAUAACUGAUAUAUUCAUUUAUACCAUAAUGAAUACUAAAAUAUAUCAUGAUAAGCUGAAUGAAAAGAUAUUUGCUGAAUUGUGCCCUUUAGUAUACUUAAUGGACAUAUUUUCUAACGGGAUGAUGCCAAUACCUAUGCCAGUAUUCAACAGAAUUACAAUGUGAAGACAUGAAUGUUGUAUUUUAAUAGACUUCCCAAGUUUCAAUCCACUAGAAAAUCACUGGGAUAAUCAACUGUGUGUACUAGACCUUUAACCUAACAUUAAAAUGGACGUUAGAGUCAGCUCUUGAAUGAUCCAGAGACUUCAUAGUCUUUGGAAAUUAUUUGCUUAUUCAAUAUAAAUUAAUGGGCAAAAUGUGUUGGAAAUUAAGUCAUUGACUAAUGUGGGAAGAAGAGCCAAACUGGUUUAUUCUAUGUCAGAAGAUAUGCGGAAGAAAAUGUCUUAAAGGACUCGCUCAGCAGCACUUCUCUCUUCAUCGCGUAGCUAUGCAUUCUGCAAUAACUUAGAUGUUCGGCUCUCUGAAGCAUAGCCAAUAGGGGACUGGUCACUGGAGUACAUUUUGCAACUACAUCACCUUCCCUACUGACCUCAGCUUUGGCAACUCUCACUGGGAUGAUGGUUCUUCAUAUGCCAACGAGUGCCCAGGCCACCGGGAUGAUGGUCCUCGAUAUGCCAACGAGUGCCCAGGCUACUAGUACUCCUCACUACAGUUCUUAGGAUAUUCCAUUAUGCUGUACCAGUAGGGAUCCAGGUAGUAAAAAUUCUGUUCAUGCAUUCUUGUUCUUGGUCGUACUGUGAGAUCGUUUUGAGCUAUGAUUUGAUGCACGAAUUUCACUCCUUCAUCUUUAUUCUGAACAGAGGUAGAAUGCAGUUUACUAUUUUUUAAGUCCAAAGAAAAAUUGUUAUUUCCUUAGCUAAUUCGGGUAUGCAAAUUUGUAAUAUCUGCCACAUAUGCCGUGUGAUGGUAGGCCGCCCUUCCAAAUGUUAUAUCAACGUUUACCUUUCCAUUCAUGCCAAUUUUAUCCCCGGAUGCAGUCUGGAAGGUAAUGCAGGGCAGCGUACAGAUGAAUUUACCUUCCAGUUUCUGAGACAAGUCUUUUCUGAUGAUGGCAACAUCUGCUUCUAUAUCGACGAUCAUACUGCAAGGAACUCCAUUUGCCAUGAUGACAAGUCCGUUACGCCACUACUUACUGCAGAAAUCUGAGGUACUUUAAAAUGGGAUUUCUCAAUAUCUGUCAGCCUCCACUCCGCAAGAUGGGCACUAGUUUCCCUGCUUAUUGCUGGGGUCUUAGAUUCCGUGCCUUUGAGUGUUCUCCAGUUACUUCGCACGUGGCCUUCACCACCGCAAUUCCAGCACUUUAGGGUAGUUUUUUUGUCACUAUUCCAUCUCAAGGCAUUGACUUGCCUGGCUAAAUUGUCUAGAGAAAAUUUCUUAACUUUAUGGUGUAGGGACCCCCUAAUAUUUACGAAAAUUUUGAAGGACCCCAUAAGCAUUGCAUAAAUCCUAGACACGUGUGAGUGAAACUAUCAUUUUCUUCAUUUAUACUGUAAUAUACGAUUGCAUUUUUAGGUCAUUGACUUUAAUAUUUAAAAUAAAAUGGACGCUUCUAUUAUAAAAAAAUGCUUCAAAA
Stegodyphus dumicola is the source of this 3550-nucleotide messenger RNA. RefSeq names its product amine sulfotransferase-like. Gene Ontology annotation, molecular function: sulfotransferase activity. Lineage: Eukaryota; Metazoa; Arthropoda; Arachnida; Araneae; Eresidae. The record is from RefSeq and is a predicted model, not a curated record.